Phacochoerus africanus (Common warthog) is the source of this 1117-nucleotide messenger RNA. It is a transcript of the gene RESP18, whose product is annotated as regulated endocrine specific protein 18. Lineage: Eukaryota; Metazoa; Chordata; Mammalia; Artiodactyla; Suidae. Gene Ontology annotation, cellular component: endoplasmic reticulum. The transcript has 6 exons. The record is from RefSeq and is a predicted model, not a curated record. Bases 102 to 626 code for a protein of 174 amino acids.
GUCUGGCCAGCGGGUGGGAAGCGACAGCCCCGCUCAAUCCCUCCAGCAACUGUCUCUUCUCUGCGACUGAAGUGGGGAGCCGGCGCGCCGAGCCCGGGAGGAUGCAGUGCCCGCUGUGGCCUGGGGGCUCCCAGGGGCUCUGGCUGCUCCUCUGCUUCCUGCUGCUGAACAGCCACACUGGGGGCUGCAGCGACAUUAGUGGCCACGAUGGUCAGGGCCAAGUGGGAGUGGGGCAGCUCUGGCCCCUCCAAGGAUUUACCACCCCGAUCUUCCAGCAUUUGCAAGUUGUACUCCAGCAGAUUGUGCCCCAAGGUUUGUUCUGGAAGGAUGACAUGACCCAGAAUGUGAUGACCCAGAAGAUGGGACAUAUCAGCCAACUCCACCCCCAGGAUCCAUGUGUGAGGGUUGGGCAGGCAGCCUCUCCCACCAAAACCACUGGGGCAAGGGGCAAACAAGAGGAGAAACUUCGGCUCCUAUUCCCCAAGAGCCCAGUGGUCAAGGUGAACAGGGAUCAGUGCUUUACCUCCAAAGUGGUUGCAAAGGCCCUGAAACGAGAGGUGGCCACUCCUGUCAAGGGCUUCUUUGAGUCAUCCCACACUGUGGGCCACAACCUUGUCGCUGACUGAGACCUCAUGCGAAGCCUUUUGCCCCAGUGCCCUUCCCUUUGCCCUCCCAAGGGGCAGUUCCAGCAUGACCUGAAUCUGGAUCAUUAAAGUGACUUUCACGCAAACUCUCUGUGACUUGCCCUGAGGCAGGAUGGGUGAUGUUUGGACCUGGCCAGGACCUCUGACCUGAGAGUGGGGGGACCAGAACAGGGGGAUGGGGUGAGGAGAGCUCAGUUGCUCCUUACUGCUAGAAGGCUGCCUCUGUCUUGUUUUUCUUCCAGUGACCAUUCCAGAAGUGGGAAGAGCGAGGGUGGGCCCGCAGCUGGAAUAGCAACCUUCUUUACCCACACCCAACUAUGCUGUGUGGUCCUUCCAUGUCAAGCCGGGACCCUGCUAUUCUGUGGUCCACCUCCAGCAUUCCUGCCAGGGUUUUCCUGCUUUUCAUGCUCCAAGAAUCUACAUAGAAGUGCUGUAAUGAAAGUGCACGCACAUUAAAUGUUUUGCUGACUCUU